AUGGCUCCACCACAUGAAAGUGCCUUAGCCAUUUCCUUUCCUCGGCUAAGGCCCUUGAGCUUACCCAUAAUCUCAUUUUCAUUGAGAGAUCAUUCAGGAUCAGGGGAGGAGGAAAGCCACAAAGCUUUGGAAACAGUCCUCAAGCUUUACACUGCAAUAAGGAAGCGAAAUAUCAUCGAUAUAUCUGACAUAAUCGCAAAAGAAUGCCGUUGUAUAUCAAAUCUUAUCUCUAGUCCACAAAAGUUCAAUGGAAAACAGCAAGUGUUGAAUUUCUUCAACAGUCUAAUGAUGAGUUUAGGCAACAGUAACAUAGAGUUUGUGGUGCAACCCACAAUUCAGGAUGGAUUGACUAUUGGUGUUUCUUGGAAAUUAGAAUGUAAGAACACUCAUAUACCUGUUGGAGAGGGCUUUAGCUUCCACAUAUGCCAUGUUUAUCAAGGAAAAGUGGUCAUUAGAAAUGUCGAGAUGUUCUUUAGGGAACCAAUUGAACCCUUGCAGAUGGUGAGAAAUGUGUAAGGAAUAUGCCAUAAUUUUCUUUUGUUGCUUCAACUUGGG
Molecule: messenger RNA, 555 nt
Organism: Impatiens glandulifera
Lineage: Eukaryota; Viridiplantae; Streptophyta; Magnoliopsida; Ericales; Balsaminaceae
Exons: 4
Coding region: 1-516 (171 amino acids)
Source: RefSeq, a predicted model, not a curated record